AUGUUUAAAUCAUUUAAGAAGUCAACCUCAAAUUAAAAUAAUUCAAGUUCUUAAUCUUCAUAAGAUUCUAUUUCUCUCGAAUAAUAAAGAACUAUAUAAUAAUUAAAAUUCUAAAGAGAUAAAAUAGAGAAAAUAAUUGAAGAGUAUUGGUAAAGAAUUGAUAAAUUGGAUUAAAUGAUCAAAGGGUAUAUUUCUGCUGGUAAAAAAAUUGCUGCUAAAGGAUGUAUAGGAGAAAUGUAGUCUCUAAAAAAAUAAAUUGAGAUUCAUCAUACAAAAGUUAACCUCAUAAUAAAAAUGAUAAUAGAUUUAGAAUCAAUGAAUUAGGAUCAUUAAUUAGUAACCGCUAUGUAAUAGGCAACCAGUUUAUUUUAACAAUAAGAAUAAUUCAAUGAAUAAUUGACUAACAAUCUGGAAUAUUGGAAAGACUUAAUGGAUGUUUAAUAGGAAAGAACUGACUUUUUUAAAGAUAUGGAUUAAAAAUUCAACAAUUAAGAUGAUAUAGAAGAAACACUAAAAUAAUAUGAAUAAGAAGUUGAGUUAGAAAAUAUGACUAAGUAAUUGAAUUCUGUGCCGAAUUAAUAGAUUAAUGCAGUCAAAGUAAAUUUGCCUAUUCAAAAAAAUAAUUCAUAAAGAUUAGAAUUAUUGAAUUGA
Molecule: messenger RNA, 651 nt
Organism: Paramecium sonneborni
Lineage: Eukaryota; Ciliophora; Oligohymenophorea; Peniculida; Parameciidae
Source: the annotation of a GenBank genome assembly